AUGAAGACAGAACCGGCGGCUGACCACGUCUUUGAUAUCGUGACUUUCAUCAUCUCUCUGAUAUCCCUUCUCCAGGUCUGGCUCGAGAGGGUACCUAUCAUCAAGUGGUUAUGGCCCCGCGCUUGGGACAUGCGGCGGAUGUUCCGGCGCGCAUCCACUGAUGAUGGCUCGGUCGCCCUGGAUCAUCUGAGAACCGACCUUGAGCGGUCUCCAGAAUUGAAGAAAGUCUUGAGCCACUUGGAAGAUCUCCAGUCAGGUCAGCAAGUGGUGCUUGAGAGACUGACUGAUCUGGAGAAUCGACUCAAGGAUCGCGAGGAUGAGCUCUCAAGGAACGGGCACCAGAAACAGCGAGUGGAUAGGCUGCUGUCCAGUCUGGAGGGUGCCGUCGCCACCCUGCAGGCAAGGACUGAUGCACCAUCCACUGGCUGCGAACGGUGCCAUGUUCUUGAGGAGGCCACCCACCAUUUCCUGAGCAGAGCUCGGGCGAUCCAAGACCGCAAGGUCUGA
Molecule: messenger RNA, 507 nt
Organism: Aspergillus campestris IBT 28561
Lineage: Eukaryota; Fungi; Ascomycota; Eurotiomycetes; Eurotiales; Aspergillaceae
Exons: 1
Coding region: 1-507 (168 amino acids)
Source: RefSeq, a predicted model, not a curated record